Bicyclus anynana (squinting bush brown) is the source of this 1016-nucleotide messenger RNA. RefSeq lists its product as uncharacterized. Gene Ontology annotation, molecular function: sequence-specific DNA binding; zinc ion binding. Lineage: Eukaryota; Metazoa; Arthropoda; Insecta; Lepidoptera; Nymphalidae. The transcript has 4 exons. The record is from RefSeq and is a predicted model, not a curated record. Bases 61 to 570 code for a protein of 169 amino acids. Gene Ontology annotation, cellular component: nucleus.
UCGAAGUGACCUUACAGAAAAAUUAAAAUCCGUAAAACACAAACUAUACCAAGAAUCAAGAUGCAGUGCUGCGUGCCUUUCUGCGUAAAUACUUCAGACAAUGCGUCAACAUCUGCGGGAACAGGAAUUACCUUUCAUGAGUUAUCCAGGUUACCCAGAGAAGAAAGUCUCCAUGCUGCUUGGCUCAGAACUCUCGGCACACAAGACCAUCACCUGCCUGACCCUGCUGUAGUCUGCUCACAGCAUUUUUUAGAUGAAGACUUUUCUGAAACAAAGAGUUGUGUAAGGCAGAUUCGCUCUAAUGCUAUACCUACAACAGUGCAGAUGUGCAUGAUAUGCCUGGACACUGACAGUAAGCUCUCUCUAAUGAGUGAACACAAGUUGGAGGAGACAUAUGAACAGCUAACUGGACUGUCUUUGUUUCAGUUGUGUCGUGGAAACCUGAAGCAAACACUCUGUGUGCUGUGUGCUCAGAGAUUGAUUAACUUCAGUAGAUUUAGAGACUUGUGCUUGAGAGCCCAUUCACUGAUGACAGACUUACUUGCACAAGAUGAAUCAGUGAGUAUUUAGUAAUUACAAUUUACUAGUUUGAUCCAAAUUGAUGAAUCAGUGAGUAUUUAGUAAUUACAAUUUACUUAAACCUGACAUUGGAGAAUAUGUUGUUAUCUCUAAGUGUAUUUGGCAGAUCCUGGGGUCCUGGGUUUGAGUCCUUGGUCAUGCUAUAAAAUAUUAAGCUUCUCAGUCAUGAAGUUGGUGGUGUUACACCCGUUGCAUCUGUGACCAUGUUAAGUCAGUUAUCAUUAUCAUCUAAUAGUGAUUGUACUAUAGAGUAGGCCUGAGCCCACCAAUCUGCAUUGGAGCAGUGUGGGGAAUCUAAGGUACAAAUGCCCAGUCAUCUAAGGAAGGAUGUAUCUAUCGCUCUGUAGUCUGAUAGGCUAAUGAUGAUAAUGAUGAUGAUGAUGAUGAUGAUGAUGAUGAUGAUGACAUUAUGUUGUUACCUUCCUUUAGUAAAGUAU